AUGGCGAAGAAACGGUCAUCUGCCUCAUCUAAAGGCAAACCCAGUGGAAGUUUUAAGCAGAAAAAGGGCAUCAAAGGAGGUAAAUCGAAUGCGCAGAAUUUCAACAGAAAGAAAGCAAAGAGCAAGAAGAGUGAAGAAUUUGAUGAGGUUAGUGUAUUGAUUACUGAUUGGAAUAUAAGCCGUGUAGGAAAAUAUAACAUGUUGCAAGAUCGAAGACACAGAAGGCUCUCUUCUGUCAUUUUCAGAAUAAACAUGUCCGUUAGAGUUUUCAAGAAAGCUUUAUGGAAUUUUAAACUCGUUAAUCACGAUCAAAGGAAGGCCUAGAGUGUAUUUAGUUUUUCGUUAUCGUAGAGGACUUACUUUUCCCUUAACAUGAAAGCAGGGAUAUCAAAGUAACGAUCAAUAAAUUAUUUGCUAUGAUUUAUCCGUAUUAGGUAGCUUUUUGAUUCGGGGUGCUGGUAGUAAACCUAAAUCCUUAUGCAAAACCACUUGCCUGAUUCCCUGAGAUGGUCCGGGGUACCCAUCCCUACCCAAAUGAAUUCCAUGAGAUGGGAAGCAAGGAGUUGGGGGGCAAGUAUGUGGCCUUGAGCAUUCUGGGCCAUCUGAAAACAGGCUAAGUAACCUAUAUCCCAGUUUGCUUUAUGGAAGUCCAAAUGUCAAUCCUCUCACCACACACAUUAAGAGCCAAAUGGUAAGCCCUUUUGCCAGUUCAAAUGAUCUUUUUUAACAUGCCUGGUACCAUUUGGAAUAAUAUACACUGUUCUUUAGUGAAGAACAUUGGUGAAGUUGUUUAUCAUAAUCCCUCACAAGCCCUUGUGAAUGGGAGGAAAAUCAUGUUACUGUUUCUACUUGUUACAGUGUAAAAUGGGAAAAAUCUCUACAUGUAAGAUCUUUAGAGUUUUGCAUUUUUAUAAUCAUCUGAAUUCUUCAUUCACCUAAGUAUUGUUUAUAGACUGUACAAUCAAGCCAACUACAGGAGUGCAAAGAAUUUUGCCCUGAUAUUAUUCAGUCACUUUCUUUUAUUCCCCUUAAAGGAAGAUACCUAUGUUAAACAGAUGGUUAAAGCUGGUGGCAAUGGCGUGCAUAUUAUAGAGGGCUUACUGUAAUUUUAUCAUGGUGAUUUUCUGAUCAAAAGUUGCCUUUGUUCCUACAACAUUAGGUAGAAACUGGUGGACUAUAUAACCAUGAAGAAGAUGAAAGUUUUAGGCAAGAUGAUGAUGCUGCUGAUGAUGCAGGGCUUGAUACAAGGGGACUUGUUUCUGAGCACAAUAAGAAAAAGAAGAAGUCAGGAGGCUUUCAGUCUAUGGGUAAAGUAAACUUGUGUUCUUUUAUUAAAAGUUGUCACAUCUUCAUGUACAUGUACUGCGGCCUUAACAUUUUCAAUACAGCUUAACUGGUCAAAUUUGAUUUCAGGUUAAUAUUCUUUGAAUUUAUUCUGCUUUUGCUCAAUGAGAGUUCACUAUUUUUGUCUGAGAUGAGCUAGAAAAUAUAAGAGAAUUAUAGUAUCAUGUAACUGUUUGCUUUCCAGGUUUGAGUUUUCCAGUGUUCAAAGGAAUUAUGAAGAAAGGUUACAGACUUCCUACACCAAUACAAAGAAAGGUUAACAUAGAUUUAUUUCCAUUUGCAAGUAUUAAUUAAAAUGGUAAAAACAUGAUAUAUUGAUAUUGAUAUAUUGAUAUUAACAAUGGAUCAUUGUUUCUGUUUUGCAUAAAAGCACUAGGCAAAUUUCCCAGUAUGCUAGUAUACAGUGUAGAGCUGUGUAACAAGACACUUGCUUAAAUAUAAUGCAUGCAAAUACUGAUUUGUGUUCUUUUUACAUAGACAAUACCUGUCAUUAUGGAUGGUAAAGAUGUGGUUGCUAUGGCCCGCACAGGUAUAGUAUAAUAUAUUAUUAUUUUUAUGAUAAUCUGUUGAGGAGUGCCAAAGUCAGUUCUCAGGAUGUCAUUCUGAAGCUUUCUCUGUGUGGACGUUCAUCUGUUAACAACACGGUACGCAGAACACUACUUUCCUGCGAGCAACUACUUUCCUUGUUAGAUUUAAAAAUAGUAAUAAAUACACACCCUAAUGUAUGUAUGUAAGCUUUGAUUGAUGAUUUUUUCAGCUGCUAACAGUUGUUUUUUUUUUCUUGUUAAUGUCCCUUAGGUUCUGGUAAAACUGCAGCUUUUUUGAUACCAAUGUUUGAAAGGCUCAAAGCACAUUCAGCAAAGGUAGAGAGAUCUGCACCAUGAACAAUCUUCUGUUGAUGAUCAUAUUAUCACAAGAUCCUGUUGUCAUAGUAAAAAGCUUCCAAUUUCAUAAAUCUGUUAUAGAUAUGAUUUUUGAGGCGAAGCUUUCUAUUUACAAUAUGGAUGCAGGUCCCAGAACCCCAGGAAAUCUGAAAAACUCAAGGUCUUUUUUUAUUUUUUUAUGAAAAAGUAGAUAUGGUAUUUUCAGUGUUGCUUCUACCGUAGGUUCAAUCUGCAAGGUAUUCCAUGUAUUGUUUAAACCUCUUGAAUUUUAUUCUCACGGUGCAAUUGGCACUACAAUCUGAUUGUGGCAUCAUUUUAAAAUUUCUGAUGAGUGUCAGAAUGUCAUGAAGGUUUGUUUUGGUUUUGUGAAAAAGGCGUAUGAACCCUGUAUGUACCUUUACUUGAAACCCUUUUUCUAUCAGGAAUGUAGUUAAGGAAAAGCUACAUCCCAUUCCAUUAAGCUUUUUGCUUAAUCCCUGCUCUAUAAUGAAUGUGACUGAUAAAAUAAAAAUACACUGUAUCACGCCCUAUAUGUAGGUUGGUGCUCGUGGUUUGAUCCUGUCCCCUACUCGUGAGUUAGCAAUUCAGACACUGAAAUUUACCAAAGAGGUAAUCACUGAGACACAUUUUGUUAUAUAUUUUUAAAAGUUCAAUUUAGUUAUUUCAGGGUGAUUAAAAUAUUCAUGAGCAUUGAAUGAUUGGGCAUGUUGAUCUCACUAAAUGUAUGUCCUGUCUUGUGUGAAUCAAGCCAAGCAAUAAUCUUUUGAUAAUAAUUUAAGGCUAUCACUAAGAUUUCAAGUUGCUAGGUACAUGCAAUGGGGAAUUGAACGUCUUAAAAGUUCAUUUGGUUAUUUUUUCUUUUGUUUUCCAUGAAAAUAACUGGACACCUUGUUAUUACAGACAGUUUGCUUUGUCCCUGGGGCAAGAAAACUCUUACAUUUCUCUAAAUUCAAACCGCUUAAUACGGACACACCUUUAAUACAGACUCUUUCUACAGCCCUCUAAAUGUCCCUAUUAACGAGGUUUGACUGUGUUCAGUAAUCAAUCUACUGGCAACUCCUGCUACUGGUAAUUUCCAUAAGAUAACUUCAUCAUAAUUUUAUUCCCAAAUUAACAGCUUGGCAGGUUCACUGGAUUGAAGGCAGCUGUAGUGUUGGGUGGAGACAGGUAUGAUUUCAGGUUUUAAUACAAGCAGGUGGAACGACAGUUUUUUAAGCCCUUAAUGAAAAGUAUUUGGGUUCAAUUAAUUCUGUCCUUAGAGAUGGUUGAACUGGUGUUUGAAAAUAAAAACCAUGGGGGAUUCAUUUUCAGCUACAUUUUGUAGCUCAAAGGGUUUGGGGUAGGUAAAUAAGAAAAUUUUAGAUACUUGUUCUGUGUUCUGCUCUGUGCUUACUCUAAUGUACACAUAAAAUUCAUCAGAAAAAAAAGAAACAAAAGAGAAACAUUAGUGGAUAGGCUUCUUAUUGACUGCAUGACCCAUAGGCUUGCUCACAAGUUAAAUGUGAGCGGAGAAGUGGAAUGAACACAUGAAGACUGAGGCCGAGAUGUGAGGAAGAAUUCAAAAAGCAAAACAACUAUGGCCACCUCUCAUUGUUUCCCAAUAGUGGUGACUUUUUGCGGGAGAGACUCGCACAAUGUCCUUAGCUGUGGGAAGCAAUGGGAGGCAGUUGUAUUCGUACAAUGUAGGUUAAACUUUAGGUAAUAUGAUUUGACUCUAAAUUUCGUACCUUUCACAAAUCACCCUUUCGUGAUUGUUACUUUCAGGAUGGAGGACCAGUUUGCAGCUUUACAUGGAAAUCCUGACAUGUGAGUCCCUUAGAACAGAAACCAUAAUAAUAGGCUAUCAAGGCGGAAGACAGUCACUUGAGUUUCACAUCACUGAGUGAUCAACAGAGUCCUGUUUCAUUGGAAGUACAAGAGAUGAAAUUUAAAGAGGAUGGUCAGAGCAAACAUCUUACAUAGCCUGUGAACAGGCUCUCUGUUCUUUUUGGAAAAAAAAAAAAAGACCAAAGGCCUGUUCACAGGCUACAUUUACAUAGCUCUGAUUGGCUGUGUAAAAUGCAUUAUUUUUCAUGAAAUCAUUAUUUUAGAAUUUAAUCCAGGUUUCUUGUUAAAAAAGAUAAAAUUAAUUUAAUAGCAAUAUUCAGAUUUAGAGGUUCGCUGACCAACACAAAGUAAUUUGAAUGUCAAAUUAUCAUUGGAUUCCCUAUUGACCCUGUCCCUUUAAAAAUCAGUAUUCCGAGUAUAUUUACCAUAUUGAUUGUUUUAUUGGUAGUAUUGUGGCCACUCCAGGGCGGUUUCUGCACGUUAUGAUGGAAAUGGACUUGAAACUAACAUCAGUGGAAUAUGUGGUGUUUGAUGAAGCCGACAGGUAUGAAUUCAGUGAAAAGAAUCAUUGACGGCACAGUGUUGAGAAAUUGCCAUUAAUAAUUAAAUGUUGUGUGGAAAAAUAUAUAGAGGAUAUUACACGGUGGCGCGAAGAUGUGAAUUUUAUUUUCGAGUGUCAAAACUAUGUUUAAUCUUUUUAUUAUAUAGACAAAAUGACAUCGAGAAAAUAAUAGAGGGAAAUUACCAAAAUUACGUCAUCGAUAAACUCACGUGUGAGAUUAUGGAAAAUAAACCACUCAGGUCCCGGAUGUAGUUUUUAUGAAUUUUAUGAGUGUUAUAUUUUCCAGUAAAACACUCAUGUCUUUAUAAUAAAACAUUGUAUUUGCAUAACCAGUAGCUGUUGUCGAGUACCAAAGGGUUUUUAUAUAUUUCAAUAAUCAAAUUGUUUUUUGUUACUCUUAGACUCUUCGAGAUGGGAUUUGCUCAGCAACUUCAUGAGAUCAUUCAUCGUCUUCCAGAUUCUAGGUAAGGUACCGAAUGAUAGAGAAAUGGCUUCUAUGUGAUUUCAUUUAUUGAUGAGAAUUCAGGCAAGAUUAGGAAUAUCUCACAUUUUGUUGUCUGUGCCUUUUCAAGAUACAGUGUGUAUUACGGAAAAGAUGCUAUUUUGUUCCCAUGCAGGCUGUUGCAUAAGGGGUUCAAUUGUUAAUAUUCAAUGAUGGUUCAUUUAUUCCCAGGCAAACUCUUCUGUUUUCUGCAACCCUUCCAAAGUUGUUAGUGGAGUUUACCAAAGCAGGUAUCUACGUUAUGUACAUGUAAACUUCUUUACUUUAUUAGUGAACUUAUAUUUUUGCACGGAUGCGAGAUUAAACCCAUUGGACCAACACCAGGUGUCAGUCCUAGAGAGAUGCCCGUCUUAUAGAGGUGUCCGUUAAGACAGAAUUGACUGUAAUUAUUUUUGCUCAGCAGUAACAUAUGUACUGUUCUAUUUGAUCAUUAGGUCUUACUGAUCCUGUUCUUAUACGAUUGGAUGUAGACUCAAAGCUAUCCGAACAGCUUAAGGUAUGAACAUCGGUAAUAAACUCUGAAAAUCGUUACAAGUUUUCGAAAUACCCUCGGGUCCACUUCGGAAAUCUUCGAAACUUCGGACGUUAACUUUAAAGUCUUCCAAAUACUUCUGCUCAUAGAAGGCGUUGUGUUUGCUCUUCUCUAUCGUGCUACUGUCGUCCAUUAAGAAUCAAUAUUAAAUCUUAUUUUCUCAAUCUUACAUUUUUUUUCUCUCUUUCAAAGUUGGCGUUCUUUUCACUGAGAUCAGAUGAUAAACCUGGUAAGAAACUGUACUAUUCAUCCUAAAUUUAUAGUUCUCUUUAGAACAGGAAAUUUGCUUCAAUUUGUUUAAAGCGAACUGAUUGUCUCGAAGCUACAAAAUAAGCGAAACGAUUUCAGUUAAGCUCAGUUUCCAUUGUUAUAACUGAAAACAAAUUAUACGUGAUCGUAAUAAGUUACUUCAACGAAAUAAAUCUUUGUUACCGGGUAACGCAUGAACCCGAUCUUCAUUUUUUGAAGGUUUAUAUUUUAAGUCUAUUAACCCUGCAUGACUUUCUUUUAGCUGUUUUGCUGCAUAUUCUUCAAAACCUGAUCAAACCGUCGGAACAGACGCUCAUAUUCACAGCUACAAAGCAUCAUGUAGAAUACUUGAAGGAGGUAUUGUAUAAAGUUUGUUAGUUUUGGUUUUGUUGUAAUAGUUCAUGUCGCUGUCGUUUUCUGGGCAAAAAUAAUUUUAUCCUGUUUUAUUUUACCGUGUAUCGUAUUAUAGCUUCGGAUAUGGCACAAGAACUUGGUUUAAUCCUAAAGUACUGUUAAAAAUUAAUGAAAAAAAAAUAGUGAAAUUACCUUGUGUACAUUUUAGUGGUAGCAAUUCCACUUCUAGGCGGGCUGGCAACAAGAUUUCAAAGUGCCGGGCACAUGCAUUCAGCAUCUGCGGGGAGUUAAACAGCUAAGAAGUUUUUUUAUGGUUCCAUUGAUCUAGAUCGAUGAAUCGUUAGAUCGCUAGAUCGAUGGAUCGUUAGAUCGUUAGAUCGAUGGAUCGUUAGAUCGCUAGAUCGAUGGAUCGUUGGAUCGUUAGAUCGUUGGAUCGUUAGAUCGAUGGAUCGUUAGAUCGUUAGAUCGUUAGAUGGCUAGAUCGUUAGAUCCCUAGAUCGAUGGAUCGUUAGAUCGUUAGAUCGCUAGAUCGAUGGAUCGUUAGAUCGAUGGAUCGUUAGAUCAUUAGAUCGCAAGAUCGUUAGAUCGCUAGAUCGAUGGAUCGUUAUAGAUCGUCAGAUCGCUAGAUCGAUAGAUCGUUAGAUCGUUAGAUCGCUAGAUCGUUAGAUCGCUAGAUCGAUGGAUCGCUAGAUCGUUAGAUCGCUAGAUCGAUGGAUCGGAUCAUUAGAUCGCUAGAUCGUUAGAUCGCUAGAUCGUUAGAUCGCUAGAUCGUUAGAUCGCUAGAUCGAUAGAUCGCUAGAUCGUUAGAUCGCUAGAUCGAUGGAUCGAUAGAUUGAUGGAUCGUUAGAUCAUUAGAUCGCAAGAUCGUUAGAUCGAUGGAUCGUUAUAGAUCGUUAGAUCGCUAGAUCGUUAGAUCAUUAGAUCGCUAGAUCGUUAGAUCGCUAGGUCGAUGGAUCGUUAGAUCGUUAGAUCGCUAGAUCGAUAGAUCGUUAGAUCGUUAUAUCGCUAGAUCGUUAGGUCGCUAGAUCGAUGGAUCGUUAGAUCGUUAGAUCGCUAGAUCGAUCGAUCGUUAGAUCGUUAGACAGGGGCACCCAACCGCAAUUUUCGGGAAAAUAUCUGUUCGGAAGACGAUUUGAGAUCUAGAAUUUUCGGAGCAUUUGUUGUAAAAUUUCUUGCUUGCCUACCUCUCCUAGGAUUUUCGAACAUCUACAAAAUGGUAUAAUUACCCAUUUUUAAGGGAUUUUGACCCUAAAAAAGGCCACCUAGAAUUUUCGGGAGCCUUUUCCUGGCUGAAGUUUUCGGGAAGGUAAGUUUUUAUCCCUAUAAUUUUCGGAUCACUAGACUUUCAGCUAGGAAAUCCGAACAGAUGAAAAGUUUUUAGGGGAUAAAAAUACGCCUAUAUCUACUGUUUCAAUACUAAACUACGUUCAACAAUGCUAUGUUAAGUGGUUUUGAACUAUAUCCUCGUUGGGUGCCCCUGGUUAGAUCGUUAGAUCGCUAGAUCGCUAGAUCGCUAGAUCGCUAGAGCCCUAGUACCAUAGAUCGUUAGAUCGCUAGAUCGAUGAACCUUUAGAUCGUUAGAUCGCUAGAUCAUUAGAUCCCUAGGUCGAUGAAUCGUUUGAUCGUUAGAUUGCUAGAUCGAUCGAUCGUUAGAUCGAUGGAUCGUAAGAUCGCUAGAUCGAUGGAUCGUUAGAUCGUUUGAUCGCUAGAUCGUUAGAUCGCUAGAUCAAUGGAUCGUUAGAUCGUUAGAUCGCUAGAUCGUUAGAUCGAUGGGUCGUUAGAUCGCUAGAUCGCUUGAUCGAUGGAUCGUUAGAUCGCUAGGUCCAUGGAUCGUUAGAUCGCUAGAUCGAUGGAUUGAUAGACCGUUAGAUUGCUUGAUCGAUACAUCCCUAGAUCGAUAGAUCGUUAGAUCGAUGGAUCGUUAGAUCGUUAGAUCGCUAGAUCGUUAGAUCGCUAGAUCGAUGGAUCGUUAAAUCGCUAGAUCGAUGGAUCGUUAGAUCGUUAGAUCGUUAGAUCGUUAGAUCGCUAGAUCGUUAGAUCCCUAGGUCGAUGGAUCGUUCGAUCGUUAGAUUGCUAGAUCGAUCGAUCGUUAGAUCGAUGGAUCGUUAGAUCGCUAGAUCGAUGGAUCGUUAGAUCGUUUGAUCGCUAGAUCGUUAGAUCGCUAGAUCGAUGGAUCGUUAGAUCGUUAGAUCGCUUGAUCGAUGGAUCGUUAGAUCGCUAGGUCGAUGGAUCGUUAGAUCGUUAGAUCGUUAGAUUGCUAGAUCGAUGGAUUGAUAGACCGUUAGAUUGCUUGAUCGAUACAUCCCUAGAUCGAUAGAUCGUUAGAUCGAUGGAUCGUUAGAUCGUUAGAUCGCUAGAUCGUUAAAUCACUAGAUCGAUGGAUCGUUAAAUCGCUAGAUCGAUGGAUCGUUAGAUCGUUAGAUCGUUAGAUCGCUAGAUCGUUAGAUCCCUAGAUCGAUGGAUCGUUCGAUCGCUAGAUCGAUGGAUCGUUCGAUCGCAAGAUCGAUAGAUCGCUAGAUCGUUAGAUUGCUAGAUCGAUCGAUCGUUAGAUCGUUACAUCGAUGGAUCGUUAGAUCGCUAGAUCGAUGGAUCGUUAGAUCGUUUGAUCGCUAGAUCGUUAGAUCGCUAGAUCGAUGGAUCGUUAGAUCGAUGGGUCGUUAGAUCGCUAGAUCGCUUGAUCGAUGGAUCGUUAGAUCGCUAGGACGAUAGAUCAUUAGAUCGUUAGAUCGUUAGAUCGCUAGAUCGAUGGAUUGAUACACCGUUAGAUUGCUUGAUCGAUACAUCCCUAGAUCGAUAGAUCGUUAGAUCGAUGGAUCGUUAGAUCACUAGAUCGAUGGAUCGUUAGAUCGCUAGAUCGAUGGAUCGAUGGAUCGUUAGAUCGUUAGAUCGCUAGAUCGUUAGAUCGUUAGAUCCCUAGAUCGAUGGAUCGUUAGAUCGCUAGAUCGAUGGAUCGUUAGAUCGCAAGAUCGAUGGAUCGCUAGAUCGUUAGAUGGCUACAUCGAUGGAUCGUUAGAUCAUUAGAUCGCAAGAUCGUUAGAUCGUUAGAUCGCUAGAUCGCUAGAUCGCUAGAUCGAUGGAUCGUUAGAUCGCUCGAUCUUUAGAUCGUUAGAUCGCUAGAUCGCUAGAUCGCUAGAUCGCUAGAUCGCUAGAUCAAUGGAUCGUUAGCUCGCUAGAUCGAUGGAUCGUUAGAUUGAUGGAUCGUUAGAUCAUUAGAUCGCAAGCUCGUUAGAUCGAUGGAUCGGUAUAGAUCGUUAGAUUGCUAGAUCGUUAGAUCAUUAGAUCGCCAGAUCGUUAGAUCGCUAGGUCGAUGGAUCGUUAGAUCGUUAGAUCGCUAGAUCGAUGAAUCGUUAGAUCGUUAGAUCGCUAGAUCGAUGGAUCGUUAGAUCGCAAGAUCGUUACAUCGCUAGAUCGCUAGAUCGUUAGAUCGUUAGAUCGUUAGAUUGCUAGAUCCCUAGUACGAUGGAUCGUUAGAUCGCUAGAUCGAUGAAUCUUUAGAUCGUUAGAUCGCUAGAUCGUUAGAUCCCUAGGUCGAUGGAUCGUUCGAUCGUUAGAUUGCUAGAUCGAUCGAUCGUUAGAUCGCUAGAUCGAUGGAUCGUUAGAUCGCUAGAUCGAUGGAUCGUUAGAUCGUUUGAUCGUUACAUCGUUAGAUUGCUAGAUCGAUGGAUCGUUAGAUCGUUAGAUCGCUAGAUCGAUGGAUCGUUAGAUCGCUAGGUCGAUGGAUCGUUAGAUCGUUAGAUCGCUAGAUCGUUAGAUCGUUAGAUCGCUAGAUCGAUGGAUCGUUAGAUCGUUAGAUCGUUAGAUCGUUAGAUCGUUAGAUCGCUAGAUCGAUGGAUCGUUAGAUCGUUAGAUCGAUGGAUCGCUAGAUCGCUUGAUCUUUAGAUCGUUAGAUCGCUUGAUCGAUGGAUCGUUAGAUCAUUAGAUCGCUAGGUCGAUGGAUCGUUAGAUCGCUAGAUCGUUAGAUCGAUGGAUCGUUAGAUCGUUAGAUUGUUAGAUCGUUAGAUCGAUGGAUCGUUAGAUCGUUAGAUCGCUAGAUUGUUAUAUCGUUAGAUCCCUAGAUGGUUAGAUCGCUAGAUGGUUAGAUCGCUAGAUCGUUGGAUCGCUAGAUCGAUGGAUUGAUAGACCGUUAGAUCGCUUAAUCGAUCCAUCCCUAGAUCGAAAGAUCGUUAGAUCGAUGGAUCGUUAGAUCGUUAGAUCGCUAGAUCGUUAGAUCGCUAGAUCGAUGGAUCGCUAGAUCGAUGGAUCGUUAGAUCGCAAGAUCGUUAGAUCGCUAGAUCGAUGGAUCGUUAGAUCGCAAGAUCGUUAGAUCGCUAGAUCGAUUGAUCGUUAGAUCGCUAGAUCGCUAAAUCCCUAGUACGAUGGAUCGUUAGAUCGCUAGAUCGAUGACUCUUUAGAUCGUUAGAUCGGUAGAUCGUUAGAUCGUUAGAUCGCUAGAUCGAUGGAUCGUUAGAUCGUUAAAUCGCUAGAUCGUUAGAUCGUUAGAUCGCUAGAUCGUUAGAUCAAUGGAUCGUUAGAUCGUUUGAUCGCUAGAUCGUUACAUCGCUAGAUCGAUGAAUCGUUAGAUCGUUACAUCGUUAGAUCGUUAGAUCGCUAGAUCGAUGGAUCGUUAGAUCGGAAGAUCGUUAGAUCGCUAGAUCGAUGGAUCGCUAGAUCGCUAGAUCCCUAGUACGAUGGAUCGUUAGAUCGCUAGAUUGAUGACUCUUUAGAUCGUUAGAUCGCUAGAUCGUUAGAUGGCUAGAUCGAUGGAUCGUUAGAUCAUUAGAUCGCAAGAUCCUUAGAUCCCUAGAUCGUUAGAUCGUUAGAUCGCUAGAUCGUUAGAUCGCUAGAUCGAUAGAUGGCUAGAUCGUUAGAUCGCUAGAUCGCUAGAUCGAUGGAUCGUUAGAUUGAUGGAUCGUUAGAUCAUUAGAUCGCAAGAUCGUUAGAUCCCUAGAUCGAUGGAUCGUUAUAGAUCGUUAGAUCGCUAGAUUGUUAGAUCAUUAGAUCGCUAGAUCGUUAGAUCGCUAGGUCGAUGGAUCGUUAGAUCGUUAGAUCCCUAGAUCGAUGGAUCGUUAUAGAUCGUUAGAUCGCUAGAUUGUUAGAUCAUUAGAUCGCUAGAUCGUUAGAUCGCUAGGUCGAUGGAUCGUUAGAUCGGUAGAUCGCUAGAUCGAUGGAUCGUUAGAUCGCUAGAUCGUUAGAUUGUUAGAUCGCUAGAUCGUUAGGUCGCUAGAUCGAUUUAUCGCUAGAUCGUUAGAUCGCUAGAUCAAUGGAUCGUUAGAUCGCUAGAUCGAUGGAUCGUUAGAUUGAUGGAUCGUUAGAUCAUUAGAUCGCAAGAUCGUUAGAUCGAUGGAUCGUUAUAGAUCGUUAGAUCGCUAGAUCGUUAGGUCAUUAGGUCGCUAGAUCGUUAGAUCGCUACGUCGAUGGACCAUUAGAUCGUUAGAUCGCUAGAUGGUUAGAUCGCUAGAUCGAUGGAUCGUUAGAUCGUUAGAUCGCUACAUCGUUAUAUCGCUAGAUUGAUGGAUCGUUAGAUCGUUAGAUCGUUAUAUCGCUAGAUCGAUGGAUCGUUAGAUCGUUAGAUCGCUAGAUCCAUGGUUCGUUAGAUUGCUAGAUCGUUAUAUCGUUAGAUCCCUAGAUCGUUAGAUCGCUAGAUGGUUAGAUCGCUAGAUCGUUAGAUGGUUGGAUCGCUAUAUCGAUGGAUCGUUAGAUCGCUAGAUCGUUCGAUCGUUAGAUCGCUAGAUCGUUAGAUCAAUGGAUCGUUAGAUCGUUUGAUCGCUAGAUCGUUAGAUCGCUAGAUCGAUGAAUCGUUAGAUCGUUAGAUCGCUAGAUCGAUGGAUCGUUAGAUCGGAAGAUCGUUAGAUCGCUAGAUCGAUGGAUCGCUAGAUCGCUAGAUCCCUAGUACGAUGGAUCGUUAGAUCGGUAGAUUGAUGACUCUUUAGAUCGUUAGAUCGCUAGAUCGUUAGAUGGCUAGAUCGAUGGAUCGUUAGAUCAUUAGAUCGCAAGAUCCUUAGAUCCCUAGAUCGUUAGAUCGUUAGAUCGCUAGAUCGUUAGAUCGCUAGAUCGAUAGAUGGCUAGAUCGUUAGAUCGCUAGAUCGCUAGAUCGAUGGAUCGUUAGAUUGAUGGAUCGUUAGAUCAUUAGAUCGCAAGAUCGUUAGAUCCCUAGAUCGAUGGAUCGUUAUAGAUCGUUAGAUCGUUAGAUCGCUAGGUCGAUGGAUCGUUAGAUCGCUAGAUCGAUGGAUCGUUAGAUCGCUAGAUCGUUAGAUCGCUAGAUCGAUGGAUCGUUAGAUCGUUAGAUCGCUAGAUCGUUAGAUCGCUAGAUCGAUCGAUCGUUAGAUCGUUAGAUCGUUAGAUCGCUAGAUCCCUAGUACGAUGGAUCGUUAGAUCGCUAGAUCGAUGAAUUUUUAGAUCGCUAGAUCGUUAGAUCCCUUGGUCGAUGGAUCGUUCGAUCGUUAGAUUGCUAGAUCGAUGGAUGGUUAGAUCGCUAGAUCGAUGGAUCGUUAGAUCGCUAGAUCGAUGGAUCGUUAGAUCGUUAGAUCGUUAGAUCGUUUGAUCGCUAGAUCGUUAGAUCGGUAGAUCGAUUAAUCGUUUGAUAGUUAGAUCGCUACAUGGUUAGAUCGAUGGGUCGUUAGAUCGCUAGAUCGCUAGAUCGCUAGAUCGCUAGAUCGCUAGAUCGCUUGAUCGAUGGAGCGUUAGAUCGCUAUGUCGUUGGAUCGUUAGAUCGUUAGAUCGCUAGAUCGAUGGAUCCUUAGACCGUUAGAUCGAUGGAUCGUUUGAUCGGUAGAUCGCUUGAUCGAUGGAUCGUUAGAUUGUUAGAUUGCUUGAUCGAUGGAUCGUUAGAUCGUUAGAUUGCUAGAUCGUUAGACCGAUGGAUCGUUAGAUCGUUAGAUUGUUAGAUCGUUAUAUCGCUAGAUCGAUGGAUCGUUAGAUCGCUAGAUCCAUGGAUCGUUAGAUCGCUAGAUCGUUAUAUCGUUAGAUCCCUAGAUCGUUAGAUUGCUAGAUGGUUAGAUCGCUAGAUCGAUGGAUUGAGAGACCGUUAGAUCGCUUGAUCGUUACAUCCCUAGAUCGAUGGAUCGUUAGAUCGAUGGAUCGUUAGAUGGCUAGAUCGAUGGAUCGUUAGAUCGCUAGAUAAUUAGAUCGUUAGAUCGAUGGAUCGUUAGAUCAUUAGAUCGCUAGAUCGAUGCUUGGUUAGAUCGUUAGAUCGCUGGAUCGAUGGAUCGUUAGAUCGUUAAAUUGCUAGAUCGAUGGAUCGUUAGUUCGUUAGAUCGCUAGAUCGUUAGAUCGAUGGAUUGUUAGAUCACUAGAUCGCUUGAUCGAUGGAUUGUUAGAUCGCUAGAUCGUUAGAUCGAUCGAUCGCUAGAUCGAUGGAUCGUUAGAUCGUUAGAUCGCUAGAUCGAUGGAUCGUUAGAUCGUUAGAUCGCUAGAUCGAUGGAUCGCAAGAUCGUUAGAUCGCUAGAUCGCUAGAUCGUUAGAUCGCUAGAUCGAUGGAUCGUUAGAUCGCUAGAUCGUUAGAUUGUUAGAUCGCUAGAUCGUUAGAUCGCUAGAUCGAUUGAUCGCUAGAUCGUUAGAUCGCUAGAUCAAUGGAUCGUUAGAUCGCUAGAUCGAUGGAUCGUUAGAUUGAUGGAUCGUUAGAUCAUUAGAUCGCAAGAUCGUUAGAUCGAUGGAUCGUUAUAGAUCGUUAGAUCGCUAGAUCGUUAGGUCAUUAGGUCGCUAGAUCGUUAGAUCGCUACGUCGAUGGAUCAUUAGAUCGUUAGAUCGCUAGAUGGUUAGAUCGCUAGAUCGAUGGAGCGUUAGAUCGUUAGAUCGCUACAUCGUUAUAUCGCUAGAUCGAUGGAUCGUUAGAUCGUUAGAUCGUUAUAUCGCUUGAUCGAUGGAUCGUUAGAUCGUUAGAUCGCUAGAUCCAUGGAUCGUUAGAUUGCUAGAUCGUUAUAUCGUUAGAUCCCUAGAUCGUUAGAUCGCUAGAUGGUUAGAUCGCUAGAUCGCUAGAUCGUUAGAUCGUUAGAUCGCUAUAUAGAUGGAUUGUUAGAUCGUUGAUCGUUAGAUGGAUGGAUCGUUAGAUCGCGAGAUGGCUUGAUCGAUGGAUCGUUAGAUCACUAUGUCGAUGGAUAGUUAGAUUGUUAGAUCGUUAGAUCGUUUGAUCGUUUGAUCGCUAGAUGGAUGGAUCGUUAGAUGGUGAGAUCGCUAGAUCGAUGGAUCGUUAGAUUGUUAGAUCUUUAGAUCGCUAGAUCGAUGGAUCGUUAGAUCGCUAGAUCGCUUGAUCGAUGGAUUGUUAGAUCGUUAGAUCGCUUGCUCGAUGGAUCGUUAGAUCAUUAGAUCGCUAGGUCGAUGGAUCGUUAGAUCGUUAGAUCGCUAGAUCGUUAGAUCGAUGGAUCGUUAGAUCGUUAGAUCGCUAGAUCCAUGGAUCGUUAGAUCGCUAGAUCGUUAUAUCGUUAGAUCCCUAGAUCGUUAGAUCGCUAGAUGGUUAGAUCGCUAGAUCGUUAGAUCGUUAGAUCGCUAUAUCGAUGGAUCGCUAGAUCGUUAUAUCGCUAGAUCGAUGGAUCGUUAGAUCGUUAGAUCGCUAGAUCCAUGGAUCGUUAGAUCGCUAGAUCGUUAUUUCGCUAAAUCGAUGGAUCGUUAGAUCGUUAGAUCGUUAGAUCCAUGGAUCGCUAGAUCGUUAUAUCGUUAGGUCCCUAGAUGGUUAGAUCGCUAGAUCGAUGGAUUGAUAGACCGUUAGAUCGCUUGAUCGUUACAUCCCUAGAUCGAUGGAUCGUUAGAUCGAUGGAUCGUUAGAUCGCUAGAUCGAUGGAUCGUUAGAUCGGUAGUUAAUUAGAUCGUUUGAUCGCUAGAUCGAUGGAUCGUUAGAUCGCUAUAUUGAUUGAUGGUUAGAUCGUUAGAUCGCUAGGUCGAUGGAUCGUUAGAUUGUUAGAUCGAUGGAUUGAUGGAUCGUUAGAUCGCUUGAUCGAUGGAUGGUUGGAUCGUUAGAUCGUUAGAUCGUUAGAUCGUUAGAUCGCUAGAUCGUUAUAUCGCUAGAUCGAUGGAUCGUUAGUUCGUUAGAUCGCUAGAUCCAUGGAUCGUUAGAUCGCUAGAUCGUUAUGUCGGUAGAUUGAUGGAUCGUUAGAUCGUGAGAUCGCUAGAUCCAUGGAUCACUAGAUCGUUAUAUCGUUAGAUCCCUAGAUGGUUAGAUCGCUAGAUGGUUAGAUCGCUAGAUUGAUGGAUUGAUAGACCGUUAGAUCGCUUCAUCGGUACAUCCCUAGAUCGAUGGAUCGUUAGAUCGAUGGAUCGUUAGAUCGCUAGAUCGAUGGAUCGUUAGAUCGCUAAAUAAUUAGAUCGUUAGAUCGCUAGAUCGAUGGAUCGUUAGAUCGCUAGAUUGAUUGAUGGUUAGAUCGUUAGAUCGCUAGGUCGAUGGAUCAUUAGAUCGUUAGAUCGCUAGAUCGAUGGAUCGUUAGAUCGCUAGAUCGAUGGAUGGUUAGAUCGUUAGAUCGCUAGAUGGUUAGAUCGCUAGAUCGCUAGAUCGAUGGAUCUUUAGAUUGUUAGAUCGUUAGAUCGCUAAAUCGUUAGAUCGCUAGAUCGAUGGAUCGUUAGAUCGUUAGAUCGCUAGAUCGAUGGAUCUUUCGGAGAAAAUCCCCACUCCCUUGCCUCUAGUGACCACCUACUUUCCCUUCUUAACUUUUAAACCCUCUGAUUCAUUAGGGACGGCACUGAAAAGCUUUGUAACGUGAAGUGUUGUUGUUUUAGUAUAGGUAUGUGAUGCAUGCACUUGUCUUUCCCCGCUACGACCGUAGCUUUGCAGCUAUUUGCGGGGCAAGCUGUUUAACUGCUAGUACAUGCAGGAAUGAAAUUGUUGUUGUUGUAAAGCAAUUUAGCUAUGAUUUGUUGAUCCAUUUAACACUACGUAAAACAUAUUAUAUAUGCAAAUUAAGAAAAUAUUCCACACUGCCAUCUUUAGUCUUUUUAUGUAUUGACUGUUAUUUUACUGGUAAUACUAACAGCAUUGUGUGUUUUGCCUGAAAAUCUUUAUUUCAGCUGCUCGACGCUGCUGGAAUAGAAAGCUCGUAUGUUUACAGCACACUCGAUCAAGCAGGUCAGUAUCUUUUCUGGGUAAAAUAUGUUCUUAGGUUAAAUCAGUCUAACCUAGUUAAUUACCUUUAUACACGAGUGCUAAUUUCUUAUCGAAGACGAAACAAAACCUGGUUUCAACGAACGGAUUUAACCAAAAACAUGUCCAGUUGGUGUUUUGUAAGCGGCUUUGUCUUAAUUAGCCUGCGAGCAGGCUCUCCGUUAUUGGGCAAGAGAACCGAGCCGAGAGGGUACGCGCUAGCGUUUCCUGUUUUGCUCGCUCGCUCCUCCAACUGGAGAACGUUCUCGCAGGCGAUAUCUUGAGUGGUGAAUUACUCGACUUCAGCCUGGCUGUUUUUCAGUAGUUGUAGAGAAACGGAUCAGUACAGAAUAUUUACACCUGGGGGAUUUGCGGUGGAGUGCAUUUAACUUGUAUCCUCGUAGAUGAGAAAAUUAACUGUUUCUAGUUAUCACGGUAGAUGAUGAUAGCGUCCAUUCAGGAAGCGCUCGAAGUGAACUUAAACGACGGUAAAACGGGCUACAAAAACGUGCAUCUCGUUUCGAAACAUUGCUACAAAACGAGUUGAAAAGCGACGUUACGCGUUGUACAACCCACGUUUAAACCUUUUUCGUACCAAAUCAUGCAGCAGGGGCACCCAACGAGAAUAUAGUUCAAAACCACAUAAACAUAGCAUUGUUGAACGUACUUUAGUAUUUAAACGUUAGAUAAAGGCUUAUUUUUAUCCCCUAAAAAUUUUUCAUCUGUUCGGAUUUCCUAGCUGAAAGUAUAGUGAUCCGAAAAUUAUAGGGAUCAAAAUAUACCUUUUCGAAAAUUUCAGCCAGAAAAAAGGCUCCCGAAAAUUCUAGGUGACCUUUUUAGGGUAAAAAUCCGUUAAAAAUGGGCAAUUAUACGAUUGUUUUGAAGUUCGAAAAUCCUAGGAGAGGCAGGCAAGCAAGAAAUUUUUCAGAAAAUGAUCCGAAAAUUCUAGACCUCAAAUCGUCUUCCGAACAGAUAAUUUUCCGAAAAUUGUCGUUGGGUGCCCCUGAUGCAGGUAGCUGCAAGAAGCAAAUAACUUGCGAAUGCCACUUUAACAAACGCUUGUUUACUUUUGCAGCAAGGAAGAUUAACAUUGGCAAGUUUCAACAUAAGAAAACAAACGUUAUGGUGGUUACAGACGUGGCUGUAAGUAAAAGAGUAUUGUUUAGUUGGUAAAACGUCGAAGAAACGCUCCAGAUUGUCUUAAAAAGUACUCUGCAUUAUAGAGAGUUUUUACGUCCUGCAAAAUGAAACAGUUUCCCUUAAUUUCAUAUACAUGUAGUGCCCUAAAAUUACACAUUUCCACGAUGUAAUUGUUGGAGCCAAAGGAUGGUUGUUCACUCGCAUAAUUUCUCAGAAUUUGUUAUUCUUUAAAUAAAAGGGAGAAGAUUCAUUGGUAGUGAACUGUUAAGUUAACAUUAGUUUAAGAGGAUGCUUAUUUAGUAAAAAGGCUCAAUACCGGAUUGCUUAAUUGUCUACCAAUGUUGAGGUUUAUUUUUGUCUUUGUUUUUGUCUUUUUUUUAAAAUUUCCUUUUAUAUCGUGCGCAUGGUAAGGUAUGACAUUGGUUUACAAGAAAAGAAAAAAAGAUUGAACCGAGGAUAAAAUUUAACCACGUUAUAUGCGACACUCUUUCUUUCCGGGCCCCCAACGGGUCGAAUUCACUAACUCCCUUUUACCAUACUGCCGCUUUCAUUGCAAAACGCUGACGUGCAUGCGCAUGCAUUUGUCAUCAGGCCCGUGGAAUUGAUAUCCCAAUGUUGGACAACGUGAUAAACUACAAUUUUCCAGCCAAACCCAAACUUUUUAUCCACCGGGUUGGUAAGUAACCUUUGUUUUCUUUAUAUCUCUUUAUUCUAUUCUUUGAAACGAACUACCACUUGAAAGACAACUUUCGUUGCUUGCUUAUUCUUGGUUGUAGUAUAGCGUAUUGUUAUAUCUCUUGGUGCUCGGCCCAAACAGCCAAAAUAAACCUAAUGGUUUUUUCAUUCAUGGUGUACUGCGUAGUGGAGUCGAAAUUAACCGUUUGCUGAAAACGUCUGAUGGAGGCGAAAACGUUACUCACCGACGAUUGUUGUUCGAGCGAGUUCGAUAACCGAACUUUUGAUCGGACAAGUUAGCUCUAAAACAGAAAAUGGAGUUGUUCUAAGGGAAUAGAACACUGCUGAAAUGUGAAAAGUUUGAUUACCGGUUUUAAUUUUUUACUAUUAUUGUCGUUGAAUUCUUUUUAAAGUUACCUUAUACAGUAAAAGGCCGAUAGUAGAGAAACCGACGCUAGAGACCGAAAUAAAACACGAAAGUUCUAGAGUUUGCCCCUUCCCUUAUCGUCUUCACAGCCUUAAUGAUGACAAAACUGUUUUCAUUUGUUCAAGGUCGAGUAGCAAGAGCUGGACGGAGUGGAACAGCAUAUUCUCUUGUUGGUAGCGAUGAGGUAAAAUUCUUACGAUUCCUCUUAGAUUUACAUUAAUCACCAAUUUUUGCUUUUUGAUUAAUCACCAACUUUUUUUUGCGGUUUCGGUUUUGAUCUUUGGCGACGAUUCUAUUGUUGGGCGCGCUAAGUAAUAGACUUUUCAGGGCAGCGGACAAAACCGCCGGUUUCAGGGUCAAGUGUUUAUAGUGACUCUUGCGAAAAUUCUGUACCCGUCGUCAAUAUCGUCGACGAUGUCAACAUAUUCCAAAAACAAACUACGAUGUCCAAAACAAGGAGCUCUGGCAUUAACGACAGCGAUGGGAGCAAAAAAAUUGUGGAAUACAGCAACCUUAACUUAUUGCGCUGGUUUAUAGUACUUAGGCAGCGUUCACACGUAAGGUCCGGGGUGCUCGUGUACAGUACUCACUAGGAACUAAUGUGAACACACUUUUUUCUAGUACAGUACCCAACCUAGAAUUAAGGCACAGUGUCGGUACUCGGGCACAAAAGUGGACAAUGGGUGCCUGUGUUUAAUCAUUUUUGUUAGUUCUGGGGCAGUCCACUACUUUGUACUCGCUGACAAACUCAUGUUUCCAAAUGGCGUCUGACAUGGAGACGCUAUGUACACAGUAGUAGGAGUAGCUAUACUGGUACCCUGCACUGGUUCCGGGCCAACAAUUGUGGGCAGCCCGUUAGUCGUUCUGUUGCUCACACAACAGCCUUUCACUUUUCAGCGACUUGAAAAGUCUUUUAGGAAGCCACGUGACACAAGCGUGCGUGAAAUUCAUUGUGGAAGGUAUCCUGCCAAUUUCCUUCCACUCUUCUUUAUCGCCAUCAUAAUAUUCCACAAUCCCAUUCGAAUAGGUUCCACCGAACACGAAGAUCUUUUUCUUGGCUUUGCCCACUGCCGCGUUGGAUCGUGGCACGUUUAGCUCUGCCUGGAGUGGACUCCACAUGUCCGUCACGGGAUCGUAAAGUUCGCAGUUCGAGAGCGGAAGAAAAUAGUUCCCCGUUCCACCCACGACCAAGAUUUUGUUCCCCACGACAGCUGCACUGGCAAAGCAUCGCUGUUCGUCCAUCUGUGCGACGGCCUCCCAUUGAUCCCUCUCAGGGUCGUAUUUUUCAACGCUGUUGAGCCCCAGGUUUUGAAGCCCAUCAUGGCCGCCAAUCGCGUAAAUAUAUCCGUUUAAGGCCACAGCGCAAAGCCCUCUUCUGACAGAGGCCAUUGCGGCUAAAUCUUCCCAAGAACUGUCCACAGGUUUGAAACACGACACGCCAUGUUCCUUGAGCACAUAAAUACAACCCUCGAUCGACACAGCCGCCAUUGGUCGAUUACCGACAUCCGACAGUCUUUCCGACCACAGGUUCUUUCGCGGGUCAAAUUUCUCGAUCGUGAUGCGAUCGUCCUCCCAGCCGAUUGCAUAGAUAAAGCCUUCGCAGAUUGUCAAUGCUCGUAUCUCGUUAUAACUCGGUAAUCUAGCCAAGUCGAUCCAUGCUUCUGUCGCAGGAACAUAACAUGAAGCACACCCGUUCUUGCUGACUAACACAAUGCUUUCCGUAACACCUCGCGGCUCAUCACGCUCUUCAUCUGCGACACUAAGCACCUUUGUGACCAAACUGUGACAUUCGUGACUGCGUGACACAAACUCGUCACGGCUGAUGACGUCCAAAAUGAAAUUAAUUGACAUGGCCGGUAAACGAACGAAGCGGAAAAGUUCAUCGAAAUAACUCUCUCUGUUUUCAAAGUCGUGCUUCACCCACGCUUUUAUUCCUUCGAAGACUUCUUCCUCUCCUUUUUGUGUUUUAAUAGCAAGUUUUUCGCCCGAAAAAAGUUCCUUUACUUCCGCAAAAUCUAAAGAAACAAACUCUUCUGUAUGCCAAAGGGCGCUGAGAUUGUUGCAUAUGUAAUCAGUGGCUGCUUCAAAAAGAAGUUCGUGACGGUAGCGAUCGGCUAACGUUUGGGUCGAUAAACAGUUGGAUGGUUUAAGGCUAAUAAUUAAAAACUCUGCACACAGUUCUUUGAGGUUGGGGAUGUCAAAAUAAUCAGCCACUACCAUCAAUUCUUCGGCGUUUGUUUCAGUGAUUCCAACUUCCCCGGUGUAAAGAAAAUUCAAAAGCUGUUCGAUGCUGUCAGGAUCAAAUUCCGGCAGAUUGACCUCCAACUCCUUGCUUGCUUUUUCUUCAGUCAGGUCACUCGUAAAGGAAGCUUUAAAGAACGGGCUACUCGCCGCGAGAACAACUUUGUGAGCUGGAAGACGGCGGUUUUCAACAACGAGAAACACGUCGCAAAAAGCUUGCGACUUUCGAAACGAGUGCAUCGUAUGAAGCAGAGUUUGUCUCUGGCUGGAUUUCCACGAGCUUUUUUCAGAUUCCAUAGUUGUGUUGAGCUACAAAAUCUUACCGCACUUAUCACCCUUUUUCUCGCUACUCUUGAGAUGUAAACGGAACUUGGCGAAAAUAAGGCAAUAAACAAAACAGGAAAAUCAGUAAAGCGUGUCAGCGGUCAUAACAGUCGACACGUAAACAAGAUUGGUUUGUGUUGGUUCGUGUCAAUGCUUUCACGCGGUCUGGACUUAACAUUCCAAAUAUUCCGACUGUUUGGAGGCAAAAUUGAAGGCUUUUCGAGAAAAUUUGAAAGAAUCUUCAUUAUUUUUAUUAUUCCUCUUUUUCUCUAACACCUGCUCCAUGUGCUUAAAAUCUAAAAUGUAUGCAAAUCGGCCUAUGCAUGAAGAAUUCAGCGUAACGAAAGAUGUCUACGGUGCAGUGUUUAAAUAUUUUUUGUCCUUUUUCCAAGUAAAAAUUGUCCAUAGCAGCUUUCUAACUGAUUUCUGCAUUAUAAUUAAAUUUCUUCUUUACUGAUCAUAAAAAUUUACAAUCACCCUGAUUUUGUAAUCAUAACUCGGCCCGCCCAUCGUAAUCCCAUUGCGCCAUAAAAUCUAGUCUUCAAUGUACAUCACUGAGGUGUGAGAUAAAAUUGAUAGGCUUUUAAAUGACAUAGCUAUUUUUCACAAUUUCUACACAACCUCGGCGGCGAAUCCAGGAUUUUUCUUAGAAGGGGCCGUACUACUAAGGAAUGGCGAAACUGACUGGUGACGUAAACAAAUUUUAAAAGCACAUACGAAGAAGAAGGCUUUUGACGAGGCAAUGACAUAAUGUAAACUGCUGAGAAUACAUAUCGUACAUAUCUGCAUAUUUUGCAGAAUACCAGUUGUAUUAGAAAGCUGCAGGUCAUCUCAGGGGAGGGGGGUUCGCACCCCCUUGCACCCUCCCUGCAGAUCCGUCCCUGAACCUUAAAAUUGAUUAUUUGAUGUUAUUUUAGCGUAAUUUGGAGAAAGCGGUAGAGAAUUCUCCAAAGCUCCGAAAUGAAGCCUGGCAGAACCCUAAGAGUAAAGAGAGAUCAGCAUCAAAUUUCUCUAGCUUUGUAAUAUCAAUGUUUUUUUUAAAACAGAAUGACGUGAGAAUUAAAGUUAUGAUCACUCAAGAUGAAUUUGUUACAUAUUUUAACAAGUCCUCCCCAAUGCUUCUAUAGUAAAUAUAUAGGAGCAAAAAAAUUACAAUUUUUAUUUUGGCGCAAGGUUUAAAGGGUUAAUCUAUCUUGAAGUCUGGCUAUUUGAAUACUUUGCCACGCUUUAUUUAAAAAGUUUGUUGAGUCACACAGUCUUAUCUUUUACAACACUUUUUCCUGAUUACUGAGAAGUAUCUUCUGGGCUGAUUUUCUCUUGUAUUAUUAGUAACUUACCAGGUCGAGAAAAACUCGGCCCAGGUCUAUUCUUUCGUGUAAAUUUCUAUCCUUUAAUCAUUUUCUUGGUCACAAAGCAGCGUAUUACUUUUCAGCGACUUGAAAAGUCCUGUAGGAAGCCACGUGACACAAGCGUGCGUGAAAUUCAUUGUGGAAGGUAUCCUGCCAAUUUCCUUCCACUCUUCUUUAUCACCAUCAUAAUAUUCCACAAUCCCAUUCGAAUAGGUUCCAUCGAACACGAAGAUCUUUUUCUUUGCUUUGCCAACUGCCGCGUUGGAUCGUGGCACGUUUAGCUCUGCCUGGAGUAGACUCCACAUGUCCGUCACGGGAUCGUAAAGUUCGCAGUUCGAGAGGGGAAGAAAAUAGUUCCCCGUUCCACCCACGACCAAGAUUUUGUUCCCCACGACAGCUGCACUCGCAAAGCAUCGCUGUUCAUCCAUCGAGGCGACGGCCUCCCAUUGAUCCCUCUCAGGGUCGUAUUUUUCUACGCUGUUGAGGCCCAGGGGUUUAAGGCGUUCAUGGUCCCCAAUCGCGUAAACGUGUCCGUUUAAAGCCACAGCGCAUAGCCCCCUCCUGACCGAGGUCAUCCCAGCUACAUCUUCCCACCAGUGGUCCACAGCAUUGAAGCGGGACACGAUCUGUUCUUGGAGGACAUAAAUACUGUCCCCAAUCGACACGGUCGCCAUUGGACGGUUUCUUCUAUCCCAUAAAAUUUGCGACCAGAGAUUAUUUUGUGGGUCGAAUUUCUCUAUUGUGUAACGAUCAUCCUCCCAGCCAAUCGCGUAAACAAAACCCUUGCAAGUUGUUACUGCUCGAACCUUGUUAUAACUUGGUAAUCUAGCCAGGUCGAUCCAUGCUUCGGUCGCGGGAAUGUAACUCGAUGCACACCCGUUUUCGCUGACUAGCACAAUGCUUUCCGUGACACCAAGUACCGCCGCGAUCAAACUUUGACAGUCACAACUACGUGUCACAAGCUCGUCAUGAUUGAUCAGAUCCAAAAGAAACUUAUUGGACAUAGCCGACAAACGUACACAUUGGAGCAGUUCAGCGACGUAACUCUCCCUGUUUUUUAGAUCAUGCUUCACCCAAGUUUUUAAUCCCUCAAAAAUUUCUUCCUCUCCUUCUUGUGUUUUAAUAGCCAGUCUUUGGCCCGAAAAGAGUUUCUUUACUUCCGCAAUGUCCAAGGAUUUAAACUCCACUUCUUGCCAAAUAGAGUUUAGGUUGCUGCUUAUGAAAUUUGUAGCUGUUUUGAAAAGAGGUUCGUGAUGGUAGCGGUCGGCUAACAUUUGGGUUGACAAACAGUUCGCUGGUUUAAGUCGUUUUCGUAAAAACUGUGCACAAAGUUCUUUGAGGUUGGCGAUGUCGUAGAAAUCGGCUAAGGCCAGCAUUUCUCCCACAUUUUUGUCGGUCAUUUCAAUUUCCCCGGUAUAAACAAAAUUCAAAAGUUCUUCAAUUCUAUCGAGACUAGGAUCAAACUCCCGUAGUUUAACUUCCAACUCGUGUCUUUCCUGUUCUUGAGUCAAGUCACUCGUAAAUCGAGUUUUGAAGUAAGGGCUGCUCGCGGCGAGGACAACUGUGUGAGCUGCCAGACGGCGGUCCUCGACCAGAAGAACUACGUCGCAAAAUGUUCUCGUUUUUCUAAACGAGUUCAUCGUAUGCAGUAUGGUUUGUCUCUGUCUAGAAAACCACCUGCUUACGCUUGGGCUUUUUUCAGGUUCCAUAGUCGUGUCGAGCUACAAUUUCUUAACUUAUUUGUAACUCUCGUUUCUCUCUCUCUUGUUGCGAAAUUAUGACCUAUAUAUAAGUUGACCUUUUUCCUGAGAGGUUUGACUUUUCUCAUGUUACUGUUUGUUGUUUUGAUAGCUGGCUCACGUGGUCGAUCUUCAUCUCUUCCUCGGUCGACCGCUAAAGGAGGCCCAAAAGGACUCGCAGGCUCAAGAUGACGGUCUUAUAGGCACGGUUCCUCAGCAGUUUGUGGAUGACGAGCAGAACUUCCUGAAAGCAGCGCAUGAUAAGUCACAUGACCUUGUAAGUGAUAGAGAUAGGAUAUUUCCGAGUUCUUCCAAGCCUCUGUUCCAAAGCGAGGCGCAAAGCAAAGCCAUUGAUGUGAAAACGGUUUUUAAUUCUCAUGGGAUUAAAAUUCAUUUUCACAAGCAAGAAUUUGCACUCAGCCUUGAUUUUGGAAACUGUUCCGUGCCAAUUACUACAGGCUAGCAAUCCACUCGACUCUUUGUACGAUUUUGUAAACUCUUUGUGGGGAAAAAGGUUUGUCCCUAAAAGUUUAUAGAGAAUUUCAGGGAACGUAAAAUUUGCAUUGACCGUUAACAAAAAGAGAAAUUCGUUGACGACUCAAAAAUGGAGCUGUCAAGCUAACAAUUUGCUUUGUAUUGUGUCCAGGUCUCUCUCCGCCAAGUAGCAGCUAAUGGCUACAAACAGUACAUGAAGUCCAGACCCUGUGCAUCUUCAGAAUCCGUCAAGAGAUCCAAACAGAUAGACACCACCACUCUGCCCAUUCAUCCGCUAUUCAGUAAGUGUUAAAAAGGAAGUCGCUGGAUGUUCAUUUAUUUCUGUUUAACGGGGUAUUUUCCGUUUUGGUUAGCUCAUAGGUCAGGAAGAAAAACUUCUCGCGCCUUCGUCGCUCAAAAAGGUGUGAGCGAAUCCAUUUGGCCUGUUUUUUGUUUGGGGAUGCCCUCCACAAAAAUGACGUCAUCAUCAUCAUCAUCAUCAUCAUUAUCAUCGUCACGCACGCAAUGAAAACCAAAAAAAUUGGUUCGACGUUGCCAUGGCAUUAAAUUUUAUAUUUGUUCUGAUGUUUUUAGAAUCUGAUAAUGUAAGUUCCAGCGAGGCGUCUGCCACAAGAGUUGACAUCAUGGAUGGAGUAAGAAACUUCCGGCCGAGGCAGGUAAGAACAGUUGAAAGGGGCUUUUGUUUUUAGUCCAAAGGAUCGCUUGCAGAUCUCUUGCAGAUCUCUUGCAGAUUAAGGCAAACAGUGCUAGAAGUACGUAGAAGUCAUUGUUUUCGACUGCUUCUAUACACUUUAAAAGUAUUUACGCCAUAUUUUCGUGUAAACGACACUUAACAGCAUGUUAAUGCAGAUUUCUAAAGAUCUCCAAAGACUGUUGAUAAUUUUACUAACACCGUGGGAUUUUAAGAGACGUGUGGUUGUCGUGAUGGGCUUAAUCAAUAUGAUAAACAGCUGUAAAGUUAACUUGCUUGUUUGUUGGUUUUCGUUUUGCAGACGAUUUUCGAAAUAGGAUCAACGUCAAAAUCAACGGCGCAAUCAGUCAUGAUGUCAAAACGGUUUGUAAAUCAUCUAAGAAAUAAUUUUUGUUGUUGGGUUUUGAAUUUCCGCGAUCUUGUUAUUUCUGCUAAUUAAAACAAGUGACAUUUGCGCGCGAAUUAAUCUGACCAUUGGUACAAAUGCUGGAAGUUAAUUUUGACUGCAGUUUUCCCAUAUUUUUUCAUACGAAUUUCGAUGGAAGAGUAGUAAUGUAAUUGUGAUUAUUAUGAAUAGUCUUACUGUUAUAAGGUAACACUAGUACACUUCUCGCUGCUUGGGGACAGUCUUUGAAAUGUUGUUACUUUCGUUGGGUCAUUUGCAUUUAUUGUUUUAAAGGAAACGCCACAGUGAAGUCAUUGAAAAAGCACAGAGGCUCAAAAAAGACGACUCCUUGACUAUCCAGGGGAGGGGUGGUAGCAAUAAGCGUGGAGAAAAAGGCAGUGACGCGACUAGUGAUGAAAUAAUGGUGAGUUGUUACUACUAUCUCGACCAUCAGUAUUGUUGCAGUGCUUGUGAAUUUCUUCGACCUUUCACUACAGACCCGUGGAAACGUAUUUGCCCUGCGGUUAAUACCUGCAACACAGGUCUGUAGGACCGGGUUCAAGCCUCGCUAUUCCAUUUCAUUCGACAAGAGCCCUGCUUCACUACCUUUCUUUUCACUGAGGUAUAUAAGUGGGUAUCCUGUGACACACUGUUGAGAGUGUAGUCCUGUGAUAGACUCUCAUCUCAUUGAGGGAGGGGGAGGGGUAGCAAUACGCUACCGAGUGCUUCAUAUAACAGAAACCGUGUGAAGCUCUGGCUAUGCGGGCCUUAUUGACUUAUGCACUGGCGCCUUAAGACCCUUGGAAACCAACAUUGGGGAGGGAGUAAUAAGUGUGCGUAUCCAAAGACUUAGGGUAUCUUAUGUUUUACAAAUUGUUUUAACUAAUUAUAUCCUCUAUUGAAGCGCUAACUUUUCGCCGAAUAGUGGGGAGAGUUAAACUCAAGUAUUGAGGUUUACCGGAAAAUGGUUACUUUCCUUUUUCAGGGCGUUUUUGCUACUGUAAUUGAUCCCACAGAGAAAAAGAAACGAAAGAAGGCCAAAUCAGACUCUGAAGGUGCGUUUAUCAUCACUGUUUACAUCAGCAAGCAAGGUUCAACUUAGAUCGUGUCCAGUCGAGGUUUUAACUAUCAGAAGAGUUAACGAUAUAAUUUACCCUGGCUUAGACGUUUACUUGUUGGAUGUGACUUUGGCGAGGGCUUUAUUUCUUAGUCUUAAGAAAUGCUCUUUGUGAACUCAUAUGGUUUUUUUUUCUGUCGAUUGAACAGAUUGAUCGCGAAUUCGUGAGACAGCAUCUGGAUUUUACUCCCUGUUUCAAAGUCAAGAUGGCUGCCUCACGACUACUCGGAUUUAGUCAAACUUAAUGAUCAAUCUCUAAAGUCUCGCCGAAGAGCGAUCUACGCUUUACGCUUUUCUUUCUGUGUUUUGUCUUGCCAGGUCAUUCCACGAAAAGCUUCAGAGACGAGAACUAUAUUCCCCACACCGCCUCUGAUUUUUAUGGCGAGAAAGGACUAGGGUAAGUGUGAUGAGCUAGUAUUUGUUGUUGGUGUUGUUGUUUGUCUACCUGCUUUUCCAAUUUACCUUGAUCUUUUGCAACAAACCCUAUCACAGGGAAGUCCACCCAAAAUAAGACCUUUCGAUUGAAGGUAUACUUUUAAUUAUAAAUUUAAAGAUUUCGUCCACAGAAAAACAUUAGGGGAAAGCACUGUUCAGUUAACAUUUGUCUUUAUGAUUCCAUCUUCUGGAUCAAACCCUCGCGUACUGUGGUUAUGGUUUCUUUUAGGCUUGGUUUAAACUCGUUUGAGAAGGAUGUGUCUGGUGCUGUCAUGGACAUAGAGGCAGACGAGGAAGAAGGAAUACGGACAGCGAAAGCAAUCAAGAAAUGGUAGUGAAAAAGCUUAUGUCGAUGGAGUCAGCUAAUUUGUUUUUCUGUUGUAUUACGCCAUUACCAUCUGACGAAGAUGAAGUUUGAGAAAUCAUGACCUUUUCUAUUUACAAGAGUGAUCAAAAUAGUCAAAUAUAGAGAAACAAAUUGCAGCAUAUAACAGUACUACCUGCGUGGUCAUACCACAGGAUUUUUUCUACUACCCAAAAGAUAAGGCUAUGUACUUAGUAAUUAGCACCAUGUGAAAGUACUGCUGAAACUGAAAAAGUUUCAUUUGAAAGGUCACACCAUAGGAUUUCGUUUGUAGACUUAGAAGCUCAAAGACGAGAAGUAGGGAUUCUUUUGUUAUCCAGAUACCCACUCAAUGAUUCAAGCGACCUAACGUGUUUUUUUUUGUUCGUUUGUUUGUUUCGGUUUUCAGGGAUCGAAAGAGGAAAAACUUUGUUGGUGAAGAUGGCAACACGAAGAAAAUAAGAACAGAGAGUGGAGUACGUAUUCCUGCUACCUACAAGAAGAACAUGUAUCCUCUUCAAACUUCACAUAUGCUUAUCAUUUUUUAUCAUUUUUUAUUUCUUAUCAGUCUAGUUAUUUCUCCUUAAACCAUUCUGCCUCUUUCUCGGAGGGCCUCUCUUUGUCGUUGGUUGUCGUCGUUCAGUUCUGCGAAAGUUUUUCGUACAUGUGUCUGCUUCAACUUUCAAGGGUUAGCUUUUUUCUCGAGUUGCAAUCCCGGUACUCAAGUUUGAAUACUGAUUUAACCUUAGAACAAAUUUUACGGACAAAAUUAACGCGUGCUUCCGUAGUAACAAUAGUUAGAGGUUGCCGGAUUGGAUAGCAAACAAAGGGCGAGUUAUUUAAACGUUUUUUGAAAAGUUUAGCCCGUGUUUAACAGAACCACGUUCUAAGCCAUUUUUAGUUUGCCCAACGCUUUUAUCUAAACACCAUUAAUCGUGAACAAUUUUAAUAAAGCGUAUAGCGUAGACAGGAAAAGCACUUACGUCAGGCAGCUGGCAAUGAAACUUAUCCCUCAAUCUUUCAUAGGUAAUUCGUUUUCUUCUUUGUCUGAACGCAUCUUAAGUCGGUGAGUAUAUGGUUAGGUGCUUGUUUUUCGAUUUUCCUUCACUAUCGCAACACAGCUAUCAGGAAUGGCUACGGAGAAACAGAAUGGAUGUUCCCGGAUCUGACGACCGAGAGGAGAAUGGAACGAAACUAGGACACAACAAAGGAAAGAAAGGUGUCAAAAAUAUGACUUUCUAACGACAUUACUGUUAAAAAAGUGGAAAACUGGGCCUGGUUAACUUUCGCAAAGACUUCUGGGACUGUCACUGGGGACAAAGAAAAAAAAAAUGGCCAAUAGCUGACCGGCGCGUCCCCAUCAACGAUCCCAGAAUGCACUCUCAUUUGGGCCUACAAGUACACGGGGGUGGAGGAGCUGGGAGUCUUCCUGUACCGUGCAUUCCCGGCUCCCGCCUCUUUUCCUUAGCCUACUCUCUUUAGCCCGUUUUCAACUGCUAAAUAUUAAGGAUUGUUGCGUAAUUUCCCCUUAUAUUUCCCCUUCCCACCCGCCUCCAGUACCACCCACCCCCUUUCCUCCCCCACUACACUUUGGCGGAACAUUCAACUGAAAACGUGGAGGGUCCGUCUGCGAAUGCGUGGUCACAUAUGGGCGUUUAUAUAAUGAGCUCCUAACUUUACUUAGUAUUUUUUUGCCGGGGGAGGGGUGGGGGCGUUCAGCAAUUUUCACAUGCAAACAAUCAUUUUGCAUGCAGCUCCUGCUGCAAAUAAUUUUUUGUGUGUCUCCGUCUUCCUGCAAACACUUUUAUUUACUUGUAUACAAUUUAUUUCAGUGUUUACAGCCCUGCAAACAAUUUAUUUUACAAUUUUCCAACCGCCCCCCCACCCCCUCUCCUUCAAAAAAUAAUGGUCCGCCCCUUAAAAUUAAACCAUGUAGAUAUUCUGUACGAGCUGUUUUUUUGCUCUCGUCUUUUGCUUCAACAGGAAAAAGCUUUGGCAAAAAAGGUAAAACCGCACGCGGAAGCGAAUUGAAAUCCAAGGAACAGAUCUUAAAGGCACGGCAUAGAAAGGAAAAAAUGAUGCAACGACAAAACAAGGGUCGACCAAGAGGAAAAGGCAACAAGGGAAAAUUUGGCAGAAAAAAGUGA
Porites lobata is the source of this 29804-nucleotide messenger RNA. The record is from the annotation of a GenBank genome assembly. NCBI's taxonomy places the organism in Eukaryota, Metazoa, Cnidaria, Anthozoa, Scleractinia, Poritidae.